Colletotrichum destructivum is the source of this 1644-nucleotide messenger RNA. Its product is annotated as Putative major facilitator superfamily, MFS transporter superfamily. Lineage: Eukaryota; Fungi; Ascomycota; Sordariomycetes; Glomerellales; Glomerellaceae. Bases 1 to 1644 code for a protein of 547 amino acids. Gene Ontology annotation, biological process: transmembrane transport. Gene Ontology annotation, cellular component: plasma membrane. Gene Ontology annotation, molecular function: transmembrane transporter activity. The transcript has 2 exons. The record is from RefSeq and is a predicted model, not a curated record.
AUGGCCGUGCUAGAUAAACAAACUACGCGCGUCGAACAACAUGGCACAACCGUCUUCAAGCCCUCGCGCGAGUUCCUCCUCGCCUUCAGCGCCCUCUGCACCAUCGCCCUGGCCGUCGCCCUCGACGCCACGACCCUCUCCGUCGCCCUGCCGACAAUGUCACUGGCACUCGGCGGCACCGCCCUCGAGGCCUUCUGGUCCGGCACCAGCUUCCUGCUAGCCAGCACCGUGCUGCAGCCUACCGUUGCCGGGCUUAGCGGCAUCUUCGGGCGCAAGCCGCUGGUUUACGCCUCUUUGCUCCUCUUUGCCGUGGGCUCCGUCGUCGGCGCCAUCGCAAACAACUUCGCCGUCGUGAUCGCCGGCCGGACGAUCCAGGGCAUCGGCGGCGGCGGGAUCCUGGCGCUCACCGAGGUCAUUAUCACCGAUCUCGUCCCGCUCGCCGUGCGCGGCCAGUGGUUCUCGCUACUCUCGGCCGUGUGGUCCGUAGGCACCGUCACGGGCCCCCUGAUCGGCGCCGGCUUCGCCCAGAAUGUCUCGUGGCGCUGGAUCUUUUGGAUCAACUUACCCAUCAUUGCGUUGGGCGUCGUCAUGAUAUUCUUCUUCCUCAGGCAGGUCAGUGUCCCCGGCGGCGUCGGCGCUAAGCUCAAGAGGUUCGACUGGCUCGGCAGCUUCCUGUUCACGACGGGCUCGACGAGCUUCUUGUUUGGCAUGUCGACGGGCGGCGUCAUGUACGAGUGGUCUUCCUUCAGAAGUCUGCUGCCGAUGAUUUUGGGAGUCUUUAUCAUCGUUGGGUUUGGAUUCUGGGAGCUCAAGUUUGCAAACGAGCCCCUUAUUGACAAGGGUAUAUUCAACAACUGGACCAUGAUCGCCAAUUACAUUAUGACGGUGUUUCACGGCAUGAUUCUCUGGUCCAUUCUGUACUUCCUCGUACUCUACUACCAAGCCGUCAAGGACUACUCCGUAAUUACUUCUGCUGUGGCUUCCCUCCCAGAGUCCCUUACCGUCGCGCCUGCUGCCAUGGCUGUCGGCCUCGUCUCGGGCGUCACGGGCCGUUAUCGCUGGUCCCUCUGGUCCGGUUGGGUCAUUACCACUCUCGGUGCCGGACUCAUGUGCCUCAUGCGGCCAUCCACCACCGUUCCCCAAUGGAUAUGGCUUAACGUUCCGAUCGGGAUUGGCACGGGCAUGCUCUUCCCCGCCAUGGCACUCUCGAUUCAGGCGGCCUGCGAGCCGGCGCUCAACGGGCAGGCCGCGGCGUUCUACUCGUUCCUCCGCACGUUCGGACAGUCAGUAGGCGUCGCCGUCUCGGGCGUCAUUUUCCAAAACGCCUUCCGGAUAAGAUUGGAGAAGAUUCCAGUCCUCGCGCACGCGGCUGAGGAGUACUCGCGCGACGCAACUAUCGUCGUGGACGUCAUCAAACGGAUGCCGAAAGGGGACGCAACACGUGCGGAGCUGGUUGAAGCGUACUCCGACGCACUGCGGGCGAUCUGGAUAAGCUUGAUUGCGUUCGCGGGGUUCUCUUUGCUCAUCAGCGUCACGGUAAAAAAGUACAGCUUGGAUCAGGAGCAUGUUACCAAGCAAGGACUCGCAACAAGCGACGGUACGAGAAGAGAGGAUGUGGAAAAGGGGGCCCGGAACGGGCACUGA